UCCCCAUGGAUUCGCAAUGGCGCUUUCGUAUGGGUGUCCAGUUAAAUAAACAAUAUUUUGCUACAAAACACAUGAAAAUAGAAUUAUUCUAUAUCUGAUCGACUUUAAUUAGGUGAAAAUCGAUCGAUCCAUUCUACACACUACUGCCUCGGUUGAUCGAGGCGAUCGAUAUCACGACAGAUUGUGGACGUCCUUAACCUAACAUUCGACGACGUUGAUAAUAAAACUAUUGACAAAUGGAGGAUAAACAAUUGAAACUGUAUGACAGUUAGACUCCUCGAGGUAAAUACUGGAAUUCCUGGUAGAUGUCGAGAGGAAGCAUUGUUUAUUAAAGAGCAGUCACGAUAUUCUUGCCGAACAUUUACCUGUUCUACUAGACCCCCUGUUAACCAUGUCGGGUAAAGGCAAGCAAAGUUCCAAAAAGGCUGUCGUCAAGAUCCGAGAGAGUGGGAAGACUGUCCAGUCUUCAACACUGAAUUCAGACACAAGCUCGGAAAGUAUGGAGACAACAAUGUCUUUACCUGUAUUAAAAAUUGCCGACAAUAGCCGCCUUCUUCCAAGAUACAGCAGUAUUCUACAGCGCAGCGUGGAGGAAGGUGUUGGAAUGGAGGACCUAGAUACGUUACAGUUAGAAUUAGAAAUGCUCCUGUCGUCUGUCGUCGUGCGACAUCGUAUGAUUCAAGAGGAAAUAGCAAGCUUAUCGUCAGCUGAGGAGCGCAGAGACAGAAGGUCGAAAAGUGGGAAAGGCCUUUCGCUUCUGGACAAGAAGGUCAAGGAUGAGAAAUUCAAGCCAAAGGAACUCAACGCCAAAACUCAGUCACCUUUGCCAGCGAAGCUGUUCAAGCAAAAAGCUGUCUCCAGCUCGAACUCUCAAGUCAUUCCAAAUGUGCACGAAAUCACUAGGAUCGAGGGCUCGAAAUCCGAGUCGCCGAAGUUACUGUUACCGAAAAACGACACGCCUAAUAAAUUUUGGGCGUCUGUGGAUCCCUACUGUACAGACAUCAUGCCCGACGAUAUUAAACUGUUGGAAGAACUGAUUGCCACCCAUAGUGAUAUUAGUGAAUUCAAGAAGGUUCCUCCGUUGGGACGACAUUACAGUUUGAUAUGGGCUCACAACGAUCUGCUGCAAGAGGAGGACGCAGCGAAUCCGAAUAGAGAGAAGAAAAAAAGUCGUUCGGACGUGUCUCUGUUAGUGGGAAAGAAUGACAAGAAGGCGCACAGUAUAGCUGGGCCACUUACGCAGAGAUUGGUCUCUGCUUUGCUGGAGGAGAAUGUGUACGUUGCUAAUAAUAAUACAGAUAAUAAACUAUUCAGGGACAGCGAUCCACCUGUAUUGAGGGAUCUUACGAUUCAGAACUCCAUUAAUUUAGAAUUAAGAAUGCACAAGGAACUGGUCGAACAGGGAAUCCUGGAGGCUGAUCCCCAGAAACGAGGUCAGGACGACGAUGAGAUUUUAACGGAAAUUAAAAGAUGUCAGCAAGAACUCCAAGCGCUAUCGAAUCAUAAUGUGAUGCAAUUGAAGAGGCUGCUGACGUUGGCCCAGGAGGAGAGCAAACGACAGGCACUGAAACGAAAGAUCAGCACCGCAGACAACGAGGUGAUCGAACACUACAAGAAACUGAUGCUCUCGAAGCAAAGGAAGAUCCCGUUGACGAAGAAGGAACACGAGAAAGCGUGGGCGUGUUUGCGGGAGAGGGAAAAUCUUUUAGACCAACUGAACAUGUUACCGCAUAACAAUCUAGGAGAACCACAAAUAGGUUUUGCCAAUGCAAUGAAUUAAUUUCUUUCUUUUUUUUACGAUACUGUACAUUAUCA
This is a messenger RNA of Dufourea novaeangliae, 1815 nucleotides long. It is a transcript of the gene Ada3, whose product is annotated as transcriptional adapter 3-A. Bases 392 to 1780 code for a protein of 462 amino acids. Gene Ontology annotation, biological process: regulation of transcription by RNA polymerase II. Gene Ontology annotation, cellular component: SAGA complex. NCBI's taxonomy places the organism in Eukaryota, Metazoa, Arthropoda, Insecta, Hymenoptera, Halictidae. Gene Ontology annotation, molecular function: transcription coactivator activity. The record is from RefSeq and is a predicted model, not a curated record. The transcript has 2 exons.